Messenger RNA from Amoebophrya sp. A25, 2683 nucleotides. NCBI's taxonomy places the organism in Eukaryota, Dinophyceae, Syndiniales, Amoebophryaceae. The record is from the annotation of a GenBank genome assembly.
CUGCUAAACCAGUGAUCGACCGACAUUAUGCUGCUACCGCUGCAGGGAUCAACAUCAAUCUUGAUAAACCAGAGGUUGAGGACACUGGACUUGUCUCUUCAAGUGAGCACGACAAUUCUGGAUUUGUCUUCUAUGGUCACGUAUUUAAAGGCGGAGGCAACCCGUGGUGCUGGACAGCUGGAAGGACGUUUGAGAAAUGUUGCAGUGUCCGUCGCAUAUCAUUGGCAGACGCUAAUAAAACGGCCGACCAUGAUAAUCCCUGCUUUCGGCUGAAGGACAAUCCGUACUAUAACGAAGUGAAGUGCUGUUUCGGGGCUCUGGUGAGCAGCUCUAGUGGUAUUUCUGCAAAGGGGGGUCGUGAAAGUGCUGCGCGACCAAGAACAGUAUGCAGCCCUUCCAGAGAGGAUAACGCGUCCAAGGAUGAGGACGAUAGCUUGUUUGAAAUCGCAGACUUCCAUCAACACAACCAUGAUAGAUACGAGCCGGCCGACGAAGGUCUCAUCUUUGGUUUCCGUGGUUAUCUAGAUCCUCUUCGCUAUGGUGCACACUACGGAAAUCUGAAUUGGGAGCUGCCGACAGGGGUCGACGGGGUCAGUGUGUCACCUGUCCAGGACGCCUACAGCCGGUCCGGGUGGGCGAGCCAAGACAUGAGAGACGAAGUUUUCAAAAUCCAGAUGGUACAGUGGAAUAUUCAGGAUCUUGAGCCUCACAUUUUCUCUGAGGUUCCGCUCGAGGCGGCAGCCGCUCAGUUCGAGUUUGUGGCGCAAUACAAAACUUACUUUGUAAGAGUGCUCCACAGAAGCUUGUUUUAUCGAUUACCCGAGGCGCGGGCAGGUAUGCAACAACAACGGGCCACUACCAUGAUAGAGUCCUCACGCGAGGCCUUGCCCUUAUUGUCGGAUUCGUCGGAAAGAAAAGACUAUGCGUCUCGCGAGGAGCAUAUCAGGUGGGGCGCCGAGCAAACCGAGGUAGACGAGUUCCUCGAAGCUAGAUUUGGCUUGCAGGCUACUUCAGAGCCAACCACUACAAAAUCAAGUUCAAGAGCACAAACACGCGGUCAGAAAACUAGGGCUUUAGGGACUAGCAUUGUCGAGUCUAUUGUGAACAUUGGUACGGCAGAUGGCGUAUCGCACGACCCAUUAGAGAAACUCUCUGACCGUGCUCACGUCGUUAUUGGCGCCGAACGAAACAAAGAUUUGUGUGUGGAGUAUGAGAAGCGCUUUCCAAACGCGAGAUUGCUGUUAAGGCCCGCGGUUGUGGUUGCAAAUUGAUAUCCCUGCCCUUCAUCAUGAUACAGAAUUCAAAUUCUCCUUCCGAUUCCAGACUCCUGAAAUAUAAUUUUGUAAGGAUGACUUUGACCAAGAUCACCCCCCAAGACCUGAAUUGACCAUCCAUCGAAUAUUAUUGCUAAAGUAAAUAGUCGUCAUGGUCAUUGUCUAAUACUUUGUGGUGCAGUGCACCCCUCUACGAUUGAGCAUACAGUGGCCCAGGCAUUGCGAGAGGAGAUGAACAAGGCAGGACUACUCGCUUCAUCUACGCGUGAUCAGGAACCGAAUAAGGAAAAGCAGUCCUCCGAAGAUCUCAUCGACGUCACAAUUUUGAAGAUUGACAUCGAUAGUUUCGAUUGUGUUCUGGCAGAGAAGAUGCUUGUUUUGGGUUUCCGCCCGAGAUUCCUUGUGAUGGAGGUGAAUGCCGCUAUUCCGCCACCAUUUGAAUUCGUAAUGCCAGACGACCCAGAACUCUGGGCCUCGCUGAAAGUCACUGAACUUCUCGCGCCGAGUCUAGUUGAAAUCGAGGAUUCUAUUCCACCAACCGCACACUAUGAUCACCUGCUUCCGCCCGUGCGCAGCAUUGCUAAUGUGCCGCUCUUCAGCUGCUCCCUGACUAGUAUGGUGAGGAUGUUCAGUCGCUAUAGCUACGACCUCGUUUUUUUCCGCUAUGGAGACGCUGUGUUCGAGUUGAGGACUCCAACUCCAAUGAGCACCUUAAACGAGGCGAAUCGCAAUAUCGAAGAUCAUAGUAGCAGAACUGGAAGUGCACCUCGUGCUACAACACCAUCUACUUCGCUUUCCUUGCCGUCGAAGAUUCUUAAUCCUUUUUGGAUUUACUGGACCUAUCCUCUUGGCGCUUUCGGUUUUUCUGCCGCUGAAAUGCGGUACGUUUUCUACGAAGAGCCUAACGUUAAAGUGGCAGGACGCUGGUUGCAAAAGAAAUUGUGGGCAUGGGGAGAGUACGCGAUCACAGGGGAAACAACUCAGAUCUCUUGUCAUCUUUCAGACGACCUGCAUGUAAAAAACUCUGGCAGGAUGAAAAGUCUCAUUCGCGUCUUGGUGAAUGGGACAAGAAUUUAACUGCCAGUUCUUAAAUGAUCCGCAGCAUCAAAAUGAUUUCAAUUUGUUGAUUCCAGAUACAUUUUUUCAAUUCUUUUUUUACUUUCGAACUACUGACAUUUCUUGCUACUCUUCGCAUUCUUUUUCAUGAAUUCCCCGAGUCGUGUGAGUCCACCGACAUAGUCUAGUGCUGCAGAACCAGAAGUUGUAGCUUCUGACUGCAAACGCAUCACGCGAGAAACGGAUCGUGAGAAUCUACUAGAUAAAUUUGUUAACUACCAAAAGGAUGUACCUAUCCUGUUGUACGAAAAUUGAUAGAGUCGAUACUUGGGAGAGUUCUUCGUGACGUCUUG